Molecule: messenger RNA, 1110 nt
Organism: Panthera uncia (snow leopard)
Lineage: Eukaryota; Metazoa; Chordata; Mammalia; Carnivora; Felidae
Gene: PTGDS
Product: prostaglandin D2 synthase
Exons: 6
Coding region: 94-1089 (331 amino acids)
Molecular function (GO): small molecule binding
Source: RefSeq, a predicted model, not a curated record
UCUCUCCAGUGGCCUCUGCUCCUCCUGCCGGCUCCCUCACUCCACCCGCACUGCUGGCACCACCGGCCCGGGUGGCUAUUCAGCUCCAGGACAAUGGCCGCUCUGCACACGCUGUGGAUGGGGCUGGUCCUGCUGGGAGUCCUGGGAGUCCUGCAGACGCGGGCCCAGGCCCAGGUCUCCCUGCAGCCCAACUUCCAACAGGACAAGUUCCUGGGGCGCUGGUUCACCUCGGGCCUCGCCUCCAACUCGAGCUGGUUCCGGGAGAAGAAGAACGCGCUGUCCAUGUGCAUAUCAGUGGUGGCCCCCAGCGCGGAAGGAGGCCUCAACCUCACCACCACCUUCCUCAGGAAAGACCAGUGUGAGACCCGGACCCUGCUGCUGCGGCCGGCGGAAACCCCAGGCUGCUACAGCUACACGAGUCCCCACUGGGGCAGCACCCACGACGUGUGGGUGGUGGCGACAGACUAUGAGGAGUACGCGCUUUUGUACACGGCGGGCACAAAAAGCCCGGGCCAGGACUUCCACAUGGCCACUCUCUACAGCCGCACCCAGACCCCAAGGGCUGAGGUAAAGGAGAAAUUCAGCACCUUUGCCAAGACCCGGGGCUUCACAGAGGAUGCCAUUGUCUUCCUGCCCAAGACCGCCCUGGGCGCAGCACAGGAAGAUACUCCUUCUCCAGGAACAGCACCCCCCCCCACCCCCACCCGCCGGCCCAGUUUCACCAAGCAGCCGCGGUGUUCUAGGCCCCUGGGCGGCCCUCAGGACACAGGGGUCCGUAGCCUGGUGGGAAACGGGCCCCAGAAACAGAACCAGUGGGCUGGGAUGCCUGUGGAGGGCAGCGGUGCUAUGGGAACAUGGCGAGGGGGUGGGGGGGGGGGCAGCCGCACUGGGCAGAGCACCCACGGCCCCCUGAGGCAGGCAGCCUGCUCUGGGCCCAGCUGGGGGCACGACCCCUCUUUGUUUGGAGGAGGGGAGAGAGUGCUGAAGUGUGACGGACCCAGCAGUUUUGGGGGGGCUCCACUGAGACCGCUCUCCAGGGCUGCAGGGAGGGGGCCAGGUGGGGAAGUGGCCCCAGGCCUGGGGUGCUGACCACGGCCCCGGGUUCUUUCU